Messenger RNA from Pelobates cultripes (western spadefoot toad), 552 nucleotides. Lineage: Eukaryota; Metazoa; Chordata; Amphibia; Anura; Pelobatidae. The record is from the annotation of a GenBank genome assembly.
AUGGCGGACGCCACAUGUGACCGCAACUUCUAUACAGAACGGUACCAAAUUCUCACCAAGCUUGAUGCCCUAAUUGAGGCCUUCUGGGCAAAACUGACUGUCAGAGAGCGGCAGGCCAUGGAACCAACGCACAUGCCCAUCAGAGAACUCGCACAUACCCGACACAGCUGCACGGGCCUUCGCCUGACGAGACCUACAUUAUGGCGCUGGAGAGGGAGUCCCCUCCCGUCUGCACUCAAACAGGCAAGACCAAGCCGCAUAACGAUACCAACCCGAGGUGGCCCACAAGCUCACCAUAGACUGGGCAAGAAGCAGAGACCCACAACGCGACCAACCACUGGCAAGCUUCCCUCACGGCCCCGAACCCUCCCGAUAUCACGGAAAGCCCCAGAGAAUCAGAAGGGUACUCCACUUACCUGCAUCAUCAAAGCGGGCCUCCACAGCGACGUGCGGACGAGCCGGCCACCGAAACCAGUGACGUUGCACCUAGCAACCCCCCAGCAGGAUUGGCAAGUAUCCCUAACAUCUUUCCCUGUGCUGGGCAUAGGCUGA